GCAUGAUCGUGUUCAUGAGAAUAAUUCAUGUUGCGCAGACUCGCAGAUUGAUGAUCCGAUGCAAUCGCAUUCGACAAUGUGGGUUUUCUGUGAAAACUGCGGCAUUGGAUUUAGAAUCGUCGGAUUCGAUAAUCCCAGGCUUAGACUCUCAUGCUUACGGUGCAAUGCUCCGUCGCUGCAUUCAGAAGAACGACCCAAUUUCAGCAAAGGCUAUUCAUUGCGACAUCUUGAAGAAAGGAAGCUGCUUAGACCUUUUCGCCACAAACAUUCUACUCAACGCUUAUGUGAAAGCUGGCUUUGACAAAGAUGCGUUAAACCUGUUCGACGAAAUGCCUGAGAGAAAUAAUGUCUCUUUUGUUACUCUUGCGCAAGGGUAUGCGUGUCAAGAUCCCAUUGGUUUGUAUUCCAGGUUGCAUCGAGAGGGUCAUGAGCUUAAUCCACACGUCUUCACUUCUUUCUUGAAGUUGUUUGUUAGUUUGGACAAAGCUGAGAUUUGUCCAUGGUUGCAUUCUCCUAUCGUUAAGCUCGGUUAUGAUUCUAAUGCUUUUGUUGGAGCUGCGCUUAUUAAUGCUUACUCUGUCUGUGGUUCUGUUGAUAGUGCAAGAACUGUUUUUGAAGGGAUUUUGUGCAAAGACAUUGUUGUUUGGGCAGGAAUUGUAUCUUGCUAUGUAGAAAAUGGAUAUUUCGAGGAUUCUCUUAAGCUGCUAUCUUGUAUGAGGAUGGCUGGUUUCAUGCCCAACAACUACACCUUUGACACGGCGCUUAAGGCUAGUAUUGGGCUAGGCGCAUUUGAUUUCGCGAAAGGUGUUCAUGGCCAAAUCUUAAAAACAUGUUAUGUGUUGGAUCCUCGUGUGGGUGUUGGUUUGCUUCAGUUGUAUACACAACUCGGAGACAUGUCUGAUGCUUUCAAAGUGUUUAAUGAGAUGCCAAAGAAUGAUGUGGUACCUUGGAGUUUUAUGAUUGCUCGUUUUUGUCAAAACGGUUUCUGCAACGAGGCGGUUGAUCUUUUUAUUCGAAUGAGGGAAGCUUUUGUUGUCCCUAACGAGUUUACUUUAAGCAGUAUUUUGAAUGGCUGUGCCAUCGGAAAGUGUUCUGGCUUAGGUGAGCAACUCCAUGGUCUUGUAGUCAAAGUUGGCUUUGAUUUGGAUAUCUAUGUCUCAAAUGCUCUUAUUGAUGUAUAUGCCAAAUGUGAGAAAAUGGAUACCGCUGUGAAGUUAUUUGCUGAGUUAUCAAGUAAAAAUGAGGUAAGCUGGAACACAGUCAUUGUCGGGUAUGAGAAUCUAGGCGAAGGAGGAAAAGCGUUCAGCAUGUUUCGUGAAGCGCUCAGAAAUCAGGUGUCGGUAACUGAAGUAACUUUCUCAAGUGCUCUUGGAGCUUGUGCUUCAUUGGCGAGCAUGGACCUCGGUGUCCAAGUUCAUGGACUGGCGAUAAAAACCAAUAAUGCCAAAAAAGUUGCAGUGAGUAACUCAUUGAUAGAUAUGUAUGCAAAAUGUGGUGAUAUCAAAUUCGCACAAUCGGUGUUCAACGAGAUGGAAACGAUAGAUGUCGCUUCAUGGAAUGCGUUGAUCUCAGGCUAUUCCACACAUGGACUGGGUAGACAGGCAUUGAGAAUCCUCGACAUUAUGAAGGAUAGAGAUUGCAAGCCAAAUGGUUUAACAUUUCUUGGUGUUCUUUCUGGAUGCAGCAAUGCAGGAUUAAUAGAUCAAGGUCAAGAAUGUUUUGAAUCAAUGAUUCGUGAUCAUGGUAUUGAACCAUGUUUGGAACAUUAUACGUGUAUGGUCAGGCUUUUGGGAAGAUCAGGGCAGCUUGACAAAGCAAUGAAGCUGAUUGAAGGGAUUCCAUAUGAGCCUAGCGUUAUGAUCUGGAGGGCAAUGCUUAGUGCCUCUAUGAAUCAGAACAAUGAAGAGUUUGCAAGGAGAUCGGCAGAGGAAAUACUAAAGAUCAAUCCAAAGGACGAGGCGACAUAUGUUCUGGUAUCAAACAUGUACGCAGGUGCAAAACAAUGGGCAAACGUAGCUUCCAUUAGGAAAAGCAUGAAGGAAAUGGGUGUCAAGAAGGAACCUGGUUUAAGUUGGAUAGAACAUCAAGGUGAUGUGCAUUACUUCAGUGUGGGGUUAUCAGAUCAUCCGGAUAUGAAGCUCAUAAAUGGAAUGUUGGAAUGGCUUAACAUGAAAGCAACUCGAGCUGGUUACGUUCCUGAUCGGAAUGCGGUCCUGCUCGAUAUGGAUGAUGAAGAAAAGGAUAAGAGAUUGUGGGUUCAUAGCGAGAGGUUGGCUUUGGCGUAUGGGCUUGUUCGAAUGCCAUCAUCAAGAAAUCGCAUACUGAUCAUGAAGAAUCUACGGAUAUGUUCAGAUUGCCACAGUGCUAUGAAAGUGAUUUCAAGUAUCGUACAGCGAGAUCUGGUUAUAAGAGAUAUGAACCGGUUCCAUCAUUUUCAUGCAGGAGUCUGCUCUUGCGGCGACCACUGGUGA
Molecule: messenger RNA, 2471 nt
Organism: Arabidopsis thaliana (thale cress)
Lineage: Eukaryota; Viridiplantae; Streptophyta; Magnoliopsida; Brassicales; Brassicaceae
Product: Tetratricopeptide repeat (TPR)-like superfamily protein
Exons: 1
Coding region: 3-2471 (822 amino acids)
Biological process (GO): RNA modification
Cellular component (GO): mitochondrion
Molecular function (GO): RNA binding; zinc ion binding
Source: RefSeq, marked reviewed